Molecule: messenger RNA, 837 nt
Organism: Cladophialophora psammophila CBS 110553
Lineage: Eukaryota; Fungi; Ascomycota; Eurotiomycetes; Chaetothyriales; Herpotrichiellaceae
Exons: 2
Coding region: 1-837 (278 amino acids)
Source: RefSeq, a predicted model, not a curated record
AUGCCCUCCAAGAUGAAGUCACGCCCUCAAGUCUACCCUCGACUGGCCUUCCACAUCAUCCGCACGAUUGCCUUCAUCAGCGCCUCGAUCGUCAGCGGGAUUCUGAUAUAUUUCUGCAUUCAAUUGCGGCAAGAUGGGUUUAAGUUGCCUUGGACGUUUAUCAUUGUCCUCGCCGCGAGCCUCCUCUCUCUCCUAUGUCUCUUUCUCACCGCGUUCCUGCACGCCUGCUUCUUCCUCUCGCCGCUGUUCAAUUUAAUCCUCAACGUCACAAUCCUCAUCAUCUGGGCAGUCGGCUACUGCCUCUUGACAUGGAACAUGUACGGAACAUUGGGCCACAGCUGCUCUCGAGCCAACUGGGCCUCCGACGACGGGAUGAUGAUCUGCCGCACCUACAAGGCGUUGUAUUCCUUUGAUGUGUUUGGGCUGCUCGCUCAGAUUGCCCUGAUUGUGUUGGACGUGAGGAGCCGCCGCGCGCAGACCAAGCUGGGGAAGUACAACAAGAUGGCUGCCAUCGCCGCGAGAGGCGGCGGGGACGUAAAAUUGGACGAUCUGAACAACGAGCAGUCGAGGUCCGGGAUGCACAGCCAUGCGAAUUCGCAGGACACGCUCCACUACGGAACCGGAGAUUACAGCGCUCAUCACGGCGCCAACGACUCGCGAUUAGGCUUGCGGGACAACGCAGCAGACACAGACUAUAGCCACAGCCAUUCGGGACACGUCAGGAUGGACGAUUUCAACAAUUCCACCACCAGCGGUUUCAACUAUAAUGCAUAUACGCCGCACGCGCACAACAUGGGGUACGGGAAUGGUGGGUAUGGAUACGAGCCGCAGCGAUGA